Coregonus sp. 'balchen' is the source of this 9427-nucleotide messenger RNA. The record is from the annotation of a GenBank genome assembly. NCBI's taxonomy places the organism in Eukaryota, Metazoa, Chordata, Actinopteri, Salmoniformes, Salmonidae.
UUUGUGCCGAAUGGUACAUGCUAGCUAAAUCCAGUGGCUGAGCUAAUACUUUAAAAUAUAACAUACAGUUGUUUCACGUGAAGUAUAAAAGAUAAACAAUGUCGCUUUCUACUGCGCGUUCAUUCUUGUCAGAGGCCGGUUAUGGGGAACAAGAAUUGGAUGCAAAUUCAGCUCUCAUGGAGUUGGACAAAGGUGUGUAGUGAGCCAGCCAGCUAGCAACUAGCUAGGUGGCUAGCCAUUUGUUAACCUUAUCAAUGCGAAAAGAGCUUAGCAGCUUAACAUUUGAAACAACUGUACUGUGUCAUGUAACCCCGGAUGUAUAUGCAUUCAAGGCCACACAACUGCACAUAUGUUAGCUACAAUUAAAAUAACAAGAAAGCUAGCUUGUUAGUAGCGAACGCUAGCUUUUUAGCUGUUCGCCUCAGUGACGAGCAAACUUGAACUACAUUCAGACAUUUGUCAGUUAGGCAUAUGGCUACAGGGGAUGAAACUCAAGUUGUCUUUCCAUGUCUGUGUACACUGAUAAAUCUAAAUGUUUGACUGAGUUUCUGUCAUUUAUUACAGGUUUGCGGUCUGGGAAGCUUGGGGAACAAUGUGAAGCAGUGGUCCUCUUCCCCAAACUCUUCCAGAAGUACCCUUUCCCCAUCCUCAUCAACUCUGCUUUUCUGAAACUGGCUGACAUCUUCAGGCUUGGGUACAGAGAAUUGUGACAUUUGAACUAACCAUGACUCUGCAAAAUCCUAAAUGCAUUUUACACUUGCCAAUACUGAUCAGUAUUAAAAUGCAUAAGCCUCAGAAUCAUUCAAGGCAGCUAACCAGAGUGAGUUUUGACCGUAUUGUCCUCCUACUGUAAUAAAUAAACAUACCUCUCCCCUCUUUCAGGAACAACUUUCUGCGCCUCUGUGUUUUGAAGGUAACUCAACAGAGCGAGAAGCACCUGGAGAAGAUCCUUAACGUGGACGAGUUUGUCAAGAGGGUUUUCUCUGUCAUCCACAGCAAUGACCCUGUGGCCAGAGCCAUCACUCUCAGGUACCAUAGCGUGCACUUCUCUUUCCAUUAGGGUUUGAUGAUCUAUUAUGAGGGUGGUUAAAUCCACAUUCCACACAGUGGCUGUGUUGCAGAUUUGCAUGGUGGUCAUCAUUAGUCUCACAUGUCAGACAAUUGAUUCCAAAAUAUUACAUACCUACAACUAUUUCAAGAGCAAUGUGAAAAACUGGUAAUUGAGGCUAGGUUGUCAUUGCAUAAACAAAACAAAAAGAGAAACCUCACUUAUUCCAAAAUUAAAUGUGAUACAUACACCAUAGAAGACAAAGCUUUUAUUUUUCUUUGGAAAGACUCAAUCAUCUCCACUUACAUGAUUUCUAAUUCUGUGUGUUUUGUCCUUUUAAAAUUGUAUUUAUUUAUUUAUUUUUAGGAUGCUUGGUAGUUUGGCCACUAUCAUCCCGGAAAGGAAGAAUGCCCAUCACAGCGUUCACCAAAGUCUGGACUCGCAUGACAAUGUCGAAGUAGAGGCGGCCAUCUUUGCAUCGGCCUGCUUCUCUGCACAGUCAAAGUAAGUGGCUCUCUGUUUGAGGUAAGUUUCAAUGUGGUCUAUGUUGUCUGGCCGAUCUGUCAUGAUUUUAACUUAGCUUACUUCCUUUCAAACUGUUCACAAAAAUUUUUGUUCUAUGCCCCAUCCAGGAAAGAGGAAUAAUGAUGUAUUCAGUGUCUGACUCAUUGAACAUGUUCUGUUCUCUGUCCCUUUCAAUCUGCAGAGACUUUGCAGCUGGGAUUUGCAACAAAAUUAGUGAAAUGAUUCAAGGUAACAUAAUGUCUUUAGUAUCAUGUGAACAUCUUGUGCAGAAUCACAUGACAUUCUGUGAAAUUAGGGUUUAGUUAUAUACAAGCACAUUGGUGUUGUCGUAGAGGAGAAGAAAAGGCCAUGCGAUUCCUUUUUGGAUAAAGCGUCCAGGGUCAUGUUCAUUAGUGUACACUGUAGCAAAACAUUUUGCAACAAACAAAUGCAAGCAUUUUGUUAUUAGACAAGUUCAGAUAGUACCUCCGGUUUUCUGAGCUUUUUCUUCCAUUUCGUGCCAACUGAACAUUACCCAGUUGAUCUCCCACUGGCCCGUGCUAUCACUACGCUCUUGUUCCUCUCCAGGUCUGGACACCCCGGUGGACCUGAAACUGAAGCUGAUCCCUAUGCUGCAGCACAUGCACCACAAUGCCAGCCUGGCCUCCAGCAGCCGGGAGCUGCUGCAGCAGCUGGUCACCUCCUACCCCUCCACCCCCAUGGUCAUUGUCACCCUGCACACCUUCACCCAGCUUGCUGCCUCCUCACUCAUCGACAUCCCCAAACAGGUAGCUAUAGCAACAGACACUAGGGGAAAACUAAGGGGACGUGGCUGACGUGCAAACUGAUAUUACAUUUUCAAAUUGGUUAAAAUUAGGUAGGGUUAAGGUAAAGGUCAGUUUUAGAUUUUGUCUAGUCGUGCUGUCAUUGGGAUGCUGGUCAGAAAAGUCCUCAUUGUCUCUCCCCGGACACUAACGGACAUUAGAAUCCCAUUGGUACACAACUCAGACAAUUUUUGUCAGCUGGACCCUAUUUGGCAUGACAGCUGACACCACAUCACAGACAGAGUGCAUUUCAUUUAAAACAAUCAUACAAACAGAUCUCCCAGUACAGAAUUUGAGUGACAAGUGACUUGUUUAUAGCACCUGCAAUUCCGAAGCCCAGAUGACAGCAAAGCUUAGCAACAGUGGAGAUUGCUAAUGCAGAUACAUACUGUGGCAUCCACCCAGGCUAUAACAUCUAAACUCCCCUCCUGAGCUCAAGAAUCCGUAAGAUCUGUAGAAGGCUUAUAAUGUUUAACGGCUAGUCUCUUUUCCCCCCUCUGUCUGCAGUUACAGCUGCUUCUCCAAUACCUGAAGGAUGACCCCAGGAAAGCAGUCAAGAGACUGGCCAUCCAAGACUUGAAGCUCCUUGCUAAAAAAGCCCCCCAUCUCUGGAACAGAGAGAACACUCAGGUGGGGUAUUAUGUCCCUGCAAAUUCCCUCCAUAAUCAAACUGCAAGUGGUGAAUUGUCAUGCAUUGGGUAUUUUGAAGAUAAUCCAUUUUUUCAUGAUACUGUGUUAAUUUAUUUCCCUUGAAGUGCAUUAAAUAAACUGUUAUUCCUGUGUGUAGACCCUGUGUGAAUGUGCCCUGAGUAGCCCUUACAACAGCCUGAAGCUGGGCAUGCUGUCUGUUCUCUCAACCCUCUCUGGAACCAUCGCCAUCAAACAGUACUUCAACCCUGGAACAGGUAUAGUAUAAUGCAAGAUUGCCUGACUGCACAGGCAAUCAGAAGAAACACAGUGACUUUUUAAUUAAAACAAUGAAUUAAUUAAUUGAAGCUCUUGGCCUAGGAGUGCUAAUCUAGGAUCAGGUCCAAUUUGUCCAUAGAAUCUUAUUCAUAUGAUCUAAAAGGCAAAACUGAUCCUAUAUCAGCACUCUCACUCUGAGACUCUUUGUGAUUACAGGCCAUGUUGUUUUGGGGCCUUGUGAUGUUGGGAACAUUCAGUCAAGUACCCAAGUUGGGUUCAAAACUUUCCAAAACAUUCCUCCUUUCUCCCCCUCAGGUGGUGCUUCCGCCCCUCCCCGGCUCACUGACCUGGUUAAGCUGGUGCAGGAAUGCUGUUACCACAGCAACCUGGCCGUCGCUGCCCAUGGAGUCACUGUGCUCGCCAACAUUGCAAUUUCAUGUCCAGAGAAAGGUGGGCACUGGGUAUAGGGUACCUCUUAGUGGUAUUUGAUGUCCUCUCACUCAUCUUUCAUUAGCUACCUGAUCAUCACAGGACUUCACAGGUAUUUGAAAAUGGGGCUUACCUAAGAAAAACUUCCAGUUGUGGACUAAUUCAUGGUAAAAAAAAGGGUUUGGUGCACUCAAAGGCUUUCACAGAUUACCAGUACAGUAUUAGGGUUUUUCAGCAAUAAAAUGACAGAUCAUCCAUUUCAUUAACUGCAGCGUUUUGUUCUUUGCAAAACACAUUUUUAUGCUUCCACUGACUUAUUGUCCUGCUUUCCCUCCCCAGACAUGAUGCAGCUGGAGCAGGACACAGUGAUGGGGGUGGAGUCUCUGCUGGUGCUCUGCAGUCAGGAUGACAGCCCCAGAGCUCAGGCCACACUCAAGGUGGGUAGCACCCUGGACCCAUGAGUCUAUACAUUACUCGUACAGUGAGGGGAAAAGAUGCGUGGCCUACUCAGUAGUUGUAUAAACUGCCAUGUAAUCUCUGUAGUUUAUAAACUGUUAGUUUAUAGAUAGUUUUACAAAUCUGUAAUAAACAGUUAACACAUUCCGUCUGUUUCCCUCUCUCACUCCCCAGACUGCUCUCACCUCAUUGGUCCAGCUUCUGAAGAGUCGCCCCCACCUCAGCCAAUCAGCGGUGGAGUUCCUGCUGUGCCAGCUGCACUUGGCCCGCGACCCCUCCCGUGUGCUGAUGUGCCACGCCCUGGCGGCCAUCGCCACUCAGUUGCCCGUGCUGGGAGAAGGCAUGCUGGGGGAUCUUGUGGACCUCUAUCGGGUGGCCAGCCACUCGUCCACUGACAAGCAGCAGGAGCUCUUGGUGAGAGAUACACAAAGCCCUAAUACUAACUGUAGUUGCCCUAAGGGGACUAAUAAAGUUGUAUUGAAUUGAAUUACAUUUGUUGUUUUUUACCACACAACUUAACCUUCUUAAGAUAAUUACCUGAAAUGCAUUUGUCAAAUUAUUUUGAAAAGGACGUUAAUGGUCUUUUAAUGACCAUAGCUAUUUUUGCACAAAAACACAGAGGAAGCUAAGCAGUGAGAACUGAUUCUGGCUCUCAUAUGUCAUAAUGGUCUCUGAUAAAUGCUGUGUGUGAAGUCUUUUUAUUUUUUUAUUUUUUUUAAAGCUCUUUCCAAAGCUGUUCUCCAAUCAUGAAUCCCACCUUCUGGAUACUGACAUCUGGCAUGUGUCAUCACCUCCCCCCUCUUCUCCCUGCAGGUUUCCCUGGCGACGGUGGUGUUUGUGGCUAGCCAGUCGUCCCUGUCGGCAGAGGUGAAGACUGUGAUCAAGCAGCAGCUGGAGAACGUGGCCAACGGCUGGACGGUGUACUGCAUCGCCCGGCAGGCCUCACGCAUGGUGAGUCAAGACUUAUUCAAUCUGGCUAAAUCUGGUACAUUUGCAUAAAUGUUGAUAAAUGUGCAUUGUCCCUGUCAAAUUAACCUAAUAAAGUAAUGGAGACACUUGUAGUCUACCUCUCUCUGAAGUAAGUCCAUGUAAACCCAAGUAAAGAGGAAAGGUAGGACAAGCAUAAAGCACAUAUCUAGGCUUCCUGUUGAAGGAUUAUCCCCAUAGACUAGACAUACUGUGAUAUGUAUAGAUCCGUGCUGCACUCAUUUAGGGCUCCAGAGUGGCGCAGCCGUCUAAGGCACUGCAUCUCAGUGCUAGAGGCGUCACUACAGACCCAGGUUAGAUUCCAGGCUGUAUCACAAUCCAGCCGUGAGUCCCAUAGGGCGGCGCUCAGUUGGCCCAGCGUUGGCCGGGGUAGGCCGUCAUUGUAAAUAAGAAUUUGUUCUGAACUGACUUGCCUAGUUAAAUAAAAGAAACUUUUUUUGUUAGGUUGGAAUCCUAAAUGUGCACGCUUAACUUGACACUCGCCUAAAUCAUGCAUUGAUGUCAAUGGCAGACUUCUGUGAAAACUCGAGUUACACGCGCGGAUCUCAAGUUAGGAUUCAAGCCUUAGUCAUUAGUCACUGAUACUGAUGCCUUGGCUCAACACAGUAUUUUGAAACAUUUAGAAAAAGCUUAGAUAUCAGUCUAGAAGCAUUUCCACCCAACUGUCCUGACCUGUGUGUUCUGUUUGCCAGCCUGCCUCCAUAACAUCUCGUCUGGACCUCUGUCCUCGUAGGGUUGCCAUGAGUUCUCCAGCGAGCUGUACCAGAGCUUGCGGACACGCGUGGCCUCGGAGCACUUCUACUUCUGGCUCAACAGUCUGAAGGAGUUCUCCCAGGCCGAGCAGUGUCUGAACGGCCUGGAGGACGGAGACUACAGCGCCGCCAUGACGGCCAUCGCAGAGGCCCUGCGCUCCUACCAGAAGGGCAUCGCCUCCCUCACGGUCAGUGACUGUCCGCCUGCUUAUAGGAAGGCAACGGAUCCAUUUAUAAAUCAACUGUAAACCAUACAUCAACUGACUUAUAUAAACUGACAUGCCCCUAUUGUAGGGUUCAAUACAGCAGGGUUGCAGUCGAUUUAGUUUUUAAUUCAGUCCAUUCAGGAAUUGAGUUGAAAAUGUGCCUUUUUUAAGAGGAUUUUUGUAUUCAUUAAUUGGAUUUCAAUUAACUUUGUGAUUUGACUGAAUUGAAAUGAAUACUGAAUUUACCCCAACCCUGCUGUACCCCAACCCGAUUUUUUUUUUUUUUUGUGCUGUAAAUCUUUAGUGUCAGAAUCCUUUAGCCAGGUAGUACUGGAGUUCAACUAUCAUUUUCCAGUCUGCUUAACUAUCCAGUUAAUGGGGUAGUAUUGAAAGUCAACUCUCUUCCUCCAGGCUGCCAGCACGCCCCUAAGCCCACUGUCGUACCAGUGUGACUUUGUGAAGCUGCGCAUCGACACGCUCCAGGCCCUGUCCCAGCUCAUCUGCACCUGCAACAGCCUGAAGACCAGCCCGCCCCCCGCCAUCGCCACCACCAUCGCCCUCACCUCGGGCAACGAGCUGCAGCGCUGCGGACGCAUCGCCAUGCAGGUACGGGGGAAGGGGACACCGAGUUCAAAUUCUAUUUCUGAGUGUCAAUUCAAAUUCCGAUUAAAUUUCUGGUGCCACUAACAUUACUCCAUACAGUAAGACAGGGGAGUCAGUAUGUACAGCAGAAGGGGGUUAUGAAUGGAUGGCUGGUUGAACACAACAAACAUAUUGGAUAUCUAUUCCAUCAAUGGAUAUAUAGAAACCUCUUUCUCUUUCUCCAACUCAGAUGAGGGUGUCCAUGGAUGAGUUCCGGAGUCUUGCUGCCCGCUACGCUGACUUGUACCAAUCCUCAUUUGACGCUGACUCUGCCACACUGCGUAACGUGGAACUGUAUCCUUAAACAUAAGAGAACGGACACACCUUGCCCAUCAAAUCAUUAGUAGAAUCUUAGUUAAAACCAUUUCCAUUGAAAAUCCUCUCACAUGUCUUUAACUGUUGGCCACAGACAACAACAGAGCUGCUUGCUGGUCUCCCAUGUCAUCGAGGCUCUGAUACUGGACCCACAUUCAGCCAGGUAAGGCUUGUUAAUAUGACUAAUAAACUUAUGCACUCAUUGCUGUGUAAUAUUUAGGGGAUUCUUUUCCUUACCACAUCAGAAGCCUAACCUAAUAUUCCAGGAAAUGUUGUCUUGAAGCGUUUACUAUAAUCUGGUCAUUUCAGUUGAUUCGAUCUGAAUUCUACCAAAACUAAUAUUUUAGUGAAAAUUCUAUUGAAGCAAAUGGGAUAUCCCUCUGUUCUGCCCUCCAGUUUCCAGGACUAUGGUACCCUGGGCUCGGUGCAGACGGAGAGUGAGUACGAGAGGCGGAUGAUGUCCGUGUUCAACCACGUCUUGGAGGAAGUGGAGGGCCUAAGCAGGAAGCACCCUCCUGUCUCUUACCUGGUGAGGUCAUUACACUGCCCAGGGUUGUGUUCAUUAGGCACCAAACGGUAGAAAAUUGACAAACUGCGAGAACCACUACCUGGACUUGUCCAAUAAGAAACACUUGUUUUCUUUUUUCAGUACAAAGCGUUUUCAGUUGCUUGCCUUAAUGGACCUGUAAUGACACUUCGUCCAGCUGGUCAGUGUGUAGUCAGUGGAUAGGACUACAAAAUGCAAAUCUAUUUGUUUUUGUUGUUUAUGUAGCACACAGGUUGUCUAUGUGACGCGGUCAUAGCUCUGCUCAAGGUCCCACUGUCCUUCCAGAGGUACUUCUUCCAGAAACUCCAGUCAACCAGUAUUAAGGUAACUAACUAUAAUGCAAUACAAAUGCUAUUCGGAAUACACUACUUUAGCUCAGUUCUUGCUUUAGGAACCAUUUGAUGCAUUGGUAUUUGGUACGCUGUAAAAUAUAUUUAUUAGAUUUGCAAUAACAUUAAGAAGUAGUAUUUUGCAUUGAAAUGAUUCAUUGAAAUUGAUUCAGACUUAUUUUAAUUUUUUUAAUGCAUUUCCAGCUUGCUCUCUCCCCGUCUCCUCGGACCCCGACCGAGCCAAUCCCAGUGCAGAACAACCAACAGCUGACUCUGAAGGUGGAGGGCGUGGUGCAGCAUGGCUCCACCCCCGGACUGUUCCGCAAGAUUCAGUCUGUCUGCCUCAACGUAAGCUCCACUCUCCAGAGCAAGACAGGUGGACCCGAAUACAAGGUGACUCUAAAGCAAUCCCACCCCCUGCCCUAGUAGUGAUUAUUGCAGUGGUAAUUUACCUUACACACUACUUGGCUGGUGUUAUAAACUGUUGAGGCUUUUGAUGGAUAUCUCAUACUCUAUUCCUAUACUGUUACAAUGUCUCUAGCUAGUAUGGUUUUAGACCUUUUUAUCUUAAUUUAGAAAGAAAAUUACACCUCCCAGUGGUUCAGCUUCAUUAAUACAACUCAAUACCAAAGUAUGUAUCCACCAGCAUAUUUCAUUUCCCAUCAGAUUCCAUUGGACAGCAACACCAAUGAGAUUGAGCAGCGGGUGGAGCCACACAAUGACUACUUCAGCACCCAGUUCCUGCUCAACUUCUCCAUCCUGGGCAGCCACACGGUCAACGUGGAGGCCUCAGUGGUGGACGAGAGCGGCAUCGAGUGGAAGACUGGGCCCAAGACCACUGUGUCGGUCAAGUCCCUGGAGGACCCUUACGCCCAGCAGCUCCGCCACAACCAGCAGCAGCAGCAACAGGCACAGCAGGCUAGGCCCGAGACGGCCCCGGCCCCACAGAGGAGUAGUGUAUACGCCCGCUUCCAGUGAUACCCUAGUAAACCCCCUCUAACCCAUUGCCUUGUCCCAUAACUGUUUGUAUGUUUCCUUUCUUCGUCAACGCUCGUCUCAAAAGACUGGACUGGAGCAAUAGAGGCAUGAGCAAUAGCUUGGUGAGCUUUUACCUACCCAUCAUUGCUUUCACCUAUCCAUUUAUUUUAGGUUACUGGUCACAAAGGAAUAUAGACAAAGCUAUUGAACGGUAUAAGUAUUAGCCCCCUGUCAAUUGUCCAAUUAUUAAAGACCACAUUUCAUUGAAACUCUGCAAUGUCAGUCUUUGUGUGAGUGUGGCUCGAUUGUUGUCAUGAUACAUAGGGGGCACUAGGACAAAUUCCCAUUAUAUUAUAUCUCUGUGCCUUUAUUAGCUUUCGAUAAAGGCCUUGUAUAGUGGAAACUGGAAAUAUUAAUUGUCAGCAAAUCUACUUACUCAAUCUGCAGGUUAGUGCACAAGAAUGCAGAAUUUAGUCAUUAAAUUCUCCAGAGGGAGGGCCGCAC